Messenger RNA from Colletotrichum higginsianum IMI 349063, 288 nucleotides. Its product is annotated as Nudix domain-containing protein. The record is from RefSeq and is a predicted model, not a curated record. The coding region runs from base 1 to 288 and encodes 95 amino acids. NCBI's taxonomy places the organism in Eukaryota, Fungi, Ascomycota, Sordariomycetes, Glomerellales, Glomerellaceae. The transcript has 2 exons.
AUGCUUCGCCCUCACUGUAGGAGCAAGCCCAGUCAAGCUAUGCUGAGCUUAGGCUUUGGCCAUGGCGUUGUUGCGUUUGAAGGAAACAGCAAUGUGUGGAUAGUUGAUUCUAAGGCUGACGGUCUUGUACUACCAAAGGGUGGAUAUGAUUUAGACAAAUACUUGGAUAUGAAAGACUGUUUGGUACGCGAUGCUGAAGAGGAAGCUAGAGUUUCCAUCAUGAGGAGUUCUAUUGUAUCUUCUUCUAUUGACGAUGGCUUAGUGCAUCAGUUUAAGUGCAAACUGUAA